GGGAGGCGGGGGUGGGGGUGGGGGUCUUGCCUGCGGGGGGAGCCGGGGCCGCCCCUUGUCCGGCCACCCCCACUGCCCAGUCCCGCUCCCGCCCGCGGCGGCCGCAGCAGCCGCAGCAGCAGCGGCUCCAGGAUGGUGAGCGCCACUGCCCCCCAGCCCAGGCCUGUCGCCCCCGGCCCGCGCCGCCGCCCCGGUCCCCGGGCCGGACGCGCCCCCGGGCCGCGCACACUCACCUAGGACCCGGCCGUGAUGCCGAGCUCUGUUGAAGAUGCACUGGACACCAGAACACGCCCAGCCCCUCAACCAGUGGCCAGAGCAGCACCUGGACGUCUCCUCCACCACCCCGUCGCCGGCCCACAAGUUGGAGUUGCCCCCUGGGGGUCGCCAACGCUGCCACUACGCUUGGGCACACGACGACAUCUCAGCCCUCACUGCCUCCAACCUCCUAAAGCGCUAUGCAGAGAAGUACUCUGGGGUCUUGGAUUCUCCCUACGAGCGUCCGGCCCUGGGCGGGUACAGCGACGCCUCCUUCCUCAACGGCGCCAAAGGGGAUCCCGAGCCCUGGCCAGGGCCGGAGCCACCCUACCCCUUGGCCUCACUCCACGAAGGCCUCCCAGGAACCAAGUCGGGCGGUGGCGGCGGUUCCGGGGCCCUGGGGGGCUCCCCAGUUUUAGCCGGGAACCUCCCUGAACCCCUCUACGCCGGGAAUGCGUGCGGGGGCCCAUCGGCGGCGCCCGAGUACGCGGCCGGCUACGGCGGGGGGUACCUGGCGCCGGGUUACUGCGCGCAGACGGGCGCCGCGCUGCCCCCGCCGCCCCCGGCCGCGCUCCUGCAGCCCCCACCGCCUCCGGGGUACGGGCCCUCAGCGCCGCUGUACAACUAUCCCGCAGGGGGCUACGCAGCGCAGCCCGGCUAUGGCGCGCUCCCGCCGCCCCCAGGCCCACCCCCGGCCCCCUACCUGACCCCGGGCCUGCCCGCGCCCACGCCCCGGCCCGCGCCGGCACCGCCCACCGCCUAUGGCUUCCCCACGGCCGCGCCGGGUGCCGAAUCCGGGCUGUCGCUGAAGCGCAAGGCCGCCGACGAGGGGCCCGAGGGCAGCUACCGCAAGUACGCGUACGAGCCCGCCAAGGCCCCCGCGGCUGACGGAGCCUCCUACCCCGCCGCGGACAACGGCGAGUGUCGGGGCAACGGGUUCCGGGCCAAGCCGCCAGGAGCCGCGGAGGAGGCGUCGGGCAAGUACGGUGGCGGCGUCCCCCUCAAGGUCCUGGGCUCCCCCGUGUACGGCCCGCAACUGGAACCCUUUGAAAAGUUCCCGGAGCGGGCCCCGGCUCCUCGUGGGGGGUUCGCCGUGCCGUCGGGGGAGCCUCCCAAAGGCGUGGACCCCGGGGCCCUGGAGCUGGUGACGAGCAAGAUGGUGGACUGCGGGCCCCCGGUGCAGUGGGCGGAUGUGGCGGGCCAGGGCGCGCUCAAGGCGGCGCUGGAGGAGGAGCUGGUGUGGCCCCUGCUCAGGCCGCCCGCCUACCCGGGCAGCCUGCGCCGGCCGCGGACCGUCCUGCUCUUUGGGCCGCGGGGCGCGGGCAAAGUGCUGCUGGGCCGCUGCCUCGCCACGCAGCUGGGCGCCACGCUGUUGCGCCUGCGCGGCGCGACCCUGGCUGCGCCCGGCGCCGCCGAGGGCGCGCGCCUCCUCCAGGCCGCCUUCGCGGCCGCGCGCUGCCGCCCACCCUCCGUACUCAUCAUCAGCGAGCUAGAGGCGCUGCUCCCCGCCCGGGACGACGGCGCGGCGGCAGGGGGCGCGCUGCAGGUGCCGCUCCUGGCCUGCCUGGACGGGGGCUGCGGCGCGGGGGCUGACGGCGUGCUGGUUGUGGGCACCACCUCGCGGCCCGCGGCUCUGGACGAGGCGACCCGCCGGCGCUUCUCUCUCCGCUUCUACGUGGCGCUGCCCGACAGCCCGGCCCGCGGGCAGAUCCUGCAGCGAGCGCUGGCCCAGCAGGGCUGCGCGCUCAGUGAGCGGGAACUGGCGGCGCUGGUGCAGGGCACGCAGGGCUUCUCUGGGGGCGAGCUGGGGCAGCUGUGCCAGCAGGCGGCGGCCGGGGCGGGCCUCCCGGGGCUGCAGCGCCCCCUCUCCUACAAGGACCUGGAGGCGGCGCUGGCCAAGGUGGGCCCUAGGGCCUCUGCCAAGGAACUGGACUCGUUCGUGGAGUGGGACAAAAUGUACGGCUCUGGACACUGACGGCGCGCGGGGGAGGCCGCGGGAGCCGCAGUCCCUCCGUCCCCGCCGCCUCCGCGUGGGAGGGAUGUCACUGACUAAACCCGGCUGGCAGGGGCUGGAGUGGUGAAUGUGGGAUCGGGGACAGGAGGGGUCUGCCGGUGGAUAUUUUUUUUUUUCGUGGGAAGGAAAAUGCUUCUGCCAGGCAGAUGCCAUAUGCGCCGUGUACUCAGGUUUUUCCUAUUUAUUGUGGACUGGAAGCUCGCCAUCUCCGCCCGGCGGACCAGGCAGAUCCGGCAUGGGCUGGCACCCGGGGCCUUAGGAACUCCUGCUCUCUUGCCACAACGCUUUUGUCUCCUCGCUAUCUGAAUGGCACCCUCCUUCUCCCUCACUCUCUCCACCCCAUUCUCUGCAUUCUCUUGGUUUUCUCUCCCUUUUGCUUUGUCGCUGACACCCCUGCCCACCCCAUGCUGGCCCUGUUUCUCUCCUGCCCCUCCCUCCCCAGCUCUCCAUCCCUCACCCUCUGUGAUUCUGUCUCCAUCCCUGGCUCUCCAGCGUCCCUGGCCUUUUGGUCCCUGAGCUUUAAUGCCUGUCCCUGCCUUCUUUCUUAUUUGGACUGCAGUGGCCCUUUGCAGGAGCUCUGGAGGCCCAGGGGCUGAGGAGGAGGGUUACCCCUCUACCCGUCUGAAACCUAGGGUCUAGGGGGAUCAAGGAAAAAAAGUCCCCAAAAGAGGGGAAUUUUUUGUUUGUUUUUGAGGGGAGAUCCCAGAAAUGUAGCUUGUUUCAUAUUUUAGUCUUCUUAUUUUUGUAAAAUGUGUAGAAUUUGCUGUUUUUCUUUUUCUUUUGACAACUCAGGAAGAAACUGACCUCAGAAAGAAUGUUAGACUUUGGCUGCUCUCCUGUGUGCCCCUCACACCUGCCCCCUCCCCCCCACUCCAUCCAGGGGACCAAAUUCUCCCAGACACUCAAAAAAUGAGACUUACGGGGAAGGGGAGAGGAAGACCCAGAGGCCUCAGUGAAACCCCAGCUAUUCCUGGUCAGAAGCAGAAUGUAUUCCUAAGGGCUUCCUCCCCAGGGCCGAGGCCUAGGCAUGAAUGUGGGGAGUGGGCUGUGGGGUUUGAGAGAAGGGAGGCCUUAUUCCUCUCCUGCUGCUCCCCACCCCCUGCCCCACCCAACCCCUCCGCUGAGUGUUUUCUGUGAAGGGCUAUCCAGAGUUAGGAUGCCCUUGCCCAAUUCCUUCCUGAGACCCAGAAAGUAGGGUGGGAGGGCCCAAAUGGGAAGGUGACCUAAGCAGAAAGUCUCCAGAAAGGUCAUGUCCCCUGGCCCUGCCUUGGCAGAGGUCCCCAGUGACUUAUGCUAGGAGGAUUCCAUCUGGGUAGACAGUCUGGCCACAAAAUCAGCUACUGGACCUCAGCCAUCUCUGCUGGAGGCUCUGAGGAGGAGUUAGCAUCCCUCACUUGGGGGGCUCUGUGAGGAAAUGUGCCUUCCCCAUUCCCCCGGAGUCCUAGGUCUGGAGCUCCAGGGCUGGGAGAGGGGGAGGGAGAUGGGCAGGGGUGUUUUCUCUGACCUUGGGGGCUUAGUCUCAGUCCUGCCUGAACUUUCCACUAGGCUUGGAACCCUUCCAAGAACCAUAUUUCUCUCCUUCCCACCAAUUUUCCCUUGAUGAGGCUUUAGCAGUUUGCUCCCACCACCCCCAGCCCAUUUCACAACUCUGAUCUUAGUCCAAAGCAGGGGACACGCCCCCCCCACCACCACUUUUUCUCUCUCCCACCUCAGCCUCCUGUGCAGUUCCUUGCCUGCCCGUGCAUUUCUUAGAGUCUACUGCCUCCCCCCUGGCUGGGAGGGUGUCUCUGGGGGACCUUUCAGGGGCCCUGGCACCCAGGGCCUGUGCUGACCUAGGAGUGCUGACCAGAAGGCUGCUCUGUUCCCCCCCCACCCCCGUUGCUUUCUGGCCCCCUCUUUGGAGCCAGCCGCCCACAGGGCUUUGGUGCCUCAGAAGCAGUGGGCUGCCAGGUCACAGCCGCAGGCUGCAAAAGACCCUCGGAGGGAGCAUGGAGUGAGGGGUUCUCAGGUGUGUAUGUAUUGGGGGGUGGGGGGGGGUGGAGGGUGUCAGGGAAGUUGGGGUGGGAUCCCAGCCUUCCCUUCAAGAGGCAGGGAGCUCUGGGAAGUGGAGUCCCCACCGCUUUCUCUACUAGGCUCCUCCUGUUCCCCAGGCUUGGGGAGCUUUGCACAAGGAGACUGCCCCCAGCCUAGUGGCACCUACCUCAUGGGCUCUGGGGCAGGUAGGGGAAGGGCCAGUCCAGCUCUGGUAAUGUUGGGGGGAGGCAUACCAAAGAAUCCAGGGGCAGGGAGUGGGGAGGGUGACUUCUGAGCUGGCCUCUCCCCUUCCUCUACCCAGACUGGGGCUGGGAUCCUCUCCUCCGGCUGUAACCAUUUCUACCUCAUUUUGCUGCGUGUUGUACAUGGACGUAUUUAUCUCCUGUCUGACGAUGCUCUGCAGUUGUGGUCUGUCUACCUCAGAAGAGACUGUAUUUUAAAAGAAAGUAUUACACAGUAUUAAAGCGAUGACAUGUGGUUUGCAGAA
Gorilla gorilla gorilla (western lowland gorilla) is the source of this 4790-nucleotide messenger RNA. RefSeq names its product fidgetin like 2 (gene FIGNL2). Lineage: Eukaryota; Metazoa; Chordata; Mammalia; Primates; Hominidae. The record is from RefSeq and is a predicted model, not a curated record. The coding region runs from base 269 to 2230 and encodes 653 amino acids. Gene Ontology annotation, molecular function: ATP hydrolysis activity; microtubule severing ATPase activity; ATP binding. The transcript is spliced from 2 exons.